CCCCGCGCCCCGGAGCUCGCCUGCGGGGAAAGGCCCGCGCUAGUCCGGUUCUCUGCCCUGGUCCUCUCGGGAGGUUUCGGAGGCUCGGAGUUCUUCUGCAACCCCACCGGAAGAACUUGGCUUGGCCCCCCGAGGACGGACUGUUGCCGCGAUUCUUUUCACUGAGCCUUCCAGUGGUGGCUGCAGGGGUCCUUGCUCCCCAGUGAAGUUUUCUGAUGCUUGCGUUGCCGCUUGGUCAUGUGACACCACCUCUGGACCACCUCUUGCGCCUUUUAGUCCUCAAAGACAUUUGGGAUCAGUGUGCGACCUGUUAGGGUUUUCUGCCUCUGACUUCCAUAACCGUUUUUCCGCGUCACCUGUAAGUCUUGGCCCCGAAGAGCCAGCAUUCCAUCCUGUGCGCUGACAGACUGAGGCUGUUGGGGACUGGGAUGUUGAGUCUGCAAGCCCCCUCUUGAAUUAAGCAGCCGUGUUUUAUUUUUCCCCCUUAGCACAUUUCCCAGAAUAUCCCCACCCAAGUUUUUGUGGCUGUACAAAACAGCUCACCUGCAGCCACGAAGAGAAGUCAGUAUUCAGCAGGACCAUUUUGGAGGACUGUCUUGGUUCCACCUCUAACCAGGAGGUUCUCACCUCUAACAGGUGAGAUUGUAGUUCAUGAAAAAGAUCUUUAAGUCAGGAGGAAGAAAGAUUAAUUGAAAUAAGUCCUUGUUUUAAAAACAGCACUAGCUGUUUUGUGGGGCUCUUCUCUGCCCGAGUUUCUGCGUAUGAGAGCCUAACAUGCACAGUCUAGGCACUGGUAGAUCCCACUUAGAUUGAGUUUUGCUGGCACUCUGUCUUUAUGACUUUAAAAUAAUUUUAAAACAGUAAGUGAAGACUCAUAGACUUUUCUGGAAAUUGACCAGCAUACUAGCCAUAUAGGUCUUGGGGGGACAGGGAGGGAAAAGAGGGGCCAUAAGACCCAAUUUUCUGGUCUCUCAUAGUAGAAACCAACCAGAGGUGUUAAAUACCUUGUCCAAGUAAUUGCCAAACGAUUAGACUUAGAAUGCUGGGGAAACGAAAGCGUGUGGUGUUGACAAUUAAAGACAAGCUUGAUAUCAUUAAGAAACUCGAGGAAGGCACCUCUUUCAAAAAACUUUCUGUGGUAUAUGGAAUUGGUGAAUCUACAGUUCGGGAUAUUAAAAAGAACAAAGACAGGAUUAUAAACUAUGCAAACAGUUCAGACCCUACAAGUGGCGUAUCCAAGCGAAAAUCCAUGAAAUCAUCAACAUAUGAGGAACUUGACAGGGUUAUGAUAGAGUGGUUUAAUCAACAGAAGACAGAUGGGAUUCCAGUGUCAGGAACAAUUUGUGCCAAACAAGCUAAGUUCUUUUUUGAUGCGUUAGGGAUGGAAGGUGAUUUUAAUGCUUCGUCUGGCUGGCUCACUCGAUUUAAGCAACGUCACGGUAUUCCAAAGGCUGCCAGUAAGGGAACCAAAUUAAAAGGAGAUGAAACUGCUGCCCAUGAAUUCUGCGGUAACUUUCAGCAAUUUGUUGAGAAGGAGAAUCUGCAGCCAGAGCAGAUUUAUGGUGCUGACCAUACUGGAUUGUUCUGGAAAUGUCUCCCAUCAAGGACAGUAACUCUGGAAGCCGAGCAAAGCAGUUCUGGGUACAGGUCAAGCAGAGAGAGAAUCAUUAUAAUGUGCUGUGCAAAUGCCACAGGUUUACACAAACUUAAUCUUUGCGUUGUGGGGAAAGCAAAAAAGCCCCGAGCAUUUAAAGGGACUGACCUCUCCAACCUUCCAGUCACUUAUUUCAGUCAAAAGGGGGCAUGGAUCGAGCAUUCUGUUUUCAGACAGUGGUUUGAAAAAUACUUUGUGCCGCAGGUACAGAAGCAUUUGAAGUCCAAGGGGCUUUUAGAGAAAGCAGUGCUGCUUUUGGACUUCCCCCCGGCACAUCCACAUGAAGAGCUGUUGAGUUCAGAUGAUGGUAGAAUUAUCGUCAAGUAUUUGCCACCUAAUGUUACCAGCCUAAUUCAGCCUAUGAGCCAGGGAGUCCUAGCCACACUGAAAAGAUACUACCGAGCAGGACUUCUCCAGAGAUACAUGGAUGAAGGAAUUGACCCAAAAAUGUUUUGGAAGAACUUGACCGUGUUGGAUGCCAUUUAUGAAGUGUCAAGAGCAUGGAGUAUGGUAAAGUCAAGUACGAUAACUAAAGCAUGGAAAAAACUUUUCCCUGGCAGUGAGAAUGCUAGUGUGAACCUUGAUGAGGGAGCCAUUUUAGCAGCUGAUCUAUCAACGGUCUUGCAGAAUACAGCAGACUGUGACCAUGCUGACAUUGAGCAUAUGGACCAGUGGUUUGACUCUCAGAGUAAUGACUCGAGCUGUCAGAGGCCAACUGACGGUGAAGGUGCUGAGGACCAGGCCAAACCUGCUGAGCAAAAGCCUUUCAGUAAGACCAGAAAAACAGAACUGAAUCCAGAAAAACAUAUUAGUCAUAAAGCUGCACUUGAAUGGACUGAAAAUCUACUGGAUUAUCUCGAACAACAAGAUGACAUGCUUCUGUCUGAUAAAUUGGUAUUAAGGAGACUACGGACAAUAAUAAGAAGAAAGCAGAAGAUCCAAAAUAGCAAAAAUCACGAAUAGUGCUCUUGAGUCUUUUGUAUUUGUACUUUUCUGACUUCUCAUCGGCAGUGGAACUUAAUUGUCUGAUUGGAGGUGCUGUGGAUUCCAAGGCCAAAUAUGUCCCAUUCUGUCCAUGAUUUUAGGUCAGACUUCCAUUUCUUUUGAUUCCUGGAACUACACCUUUAAUGCUGACACUAGUAAUUGGGCGGACAUGUAACUGACCUCUCCACUGUUUUAAUCUGUAUUAUACAAAUUAGAUCAUGAGGGACGUGAGGUCAGGGGUUGUUUUCUUUGAGCCUGCAUUGCAUUGUGUAUAUCAGAGAAUCAUUCACACUACUGGCACUCAAUAAAUUCUCAAAUUUAA
This is a messenger RNA of Echinops telfairi (small Madagascar hedgehog), 2960 nucleotides long. RefSeq names its product tigger transposable element derived 2 (gene TIGD2). Bases 1040 to 2617 code for a protein of 525 amino acids. The record is from RefSeq and is a predicted model, not a curated record. Gene Ontology annotation, cellular component: nucleus. The transcript is spliced from 2 exons. Gene Ontology annotation, molecular function: DNA binding. Lineage: Eukaryota; Metazoa; Chordata; Mammalia; Afrosoricida; Tenrecidae.